AUGUCCAUACUCGAAUCCCCCAGCCGGGAUCCCCCCUUCAGCACAAAGUCAAAUCUCCAGAUAACCCCAGAAGAACCCCCCAAACUAACCCCCAAACGCAAGCGUUCAAACCCAUCCCAUUCCCCACUACCCUGGAGCUGGAAUUGGAGCUGGAGCUGGAACUCGCCUCUACUGCCCUCUCCAUUACUCUCACCUUUAUCCACCCGACCAAGUCCAGAAUCCAUUCCCAGUUUCAACCCAGAAGCUUGGCUCUCCGCCGCAAAGUCCAUACUACAUAGCGUCAAAGCCAAAGGAACAGGAACAGACGCGGAUCACGCAAACAGACGAAUACUGAAGAGCCUAGAAGAUGCCGUUUGGAUGGUCAAUGAAGAGAUUACCGGGAUUGAGACGGUUGUGGAGGAGAUGGAGUCUUGGGGUGGCAUUUCUGUACGCGAGGCCGUAGGGAUAGUGGAGGAGGCCGAGAGUAAUAUCUGGGCUUGUCUUGAGAGGGUGCGUGCUGAGAUUGGGGAGAUGCAUGGAGAUGAAAUGGAUGAUACGGUGAGGGAGGCUAUUCAAUGUCUUCUGAUGGGGAAUAUUGGGGAGCUUGAUGCUUUGUUAGAGCGCAUGAAUACUUAG
Aspergillus puulaauensis is the source of this 615-nucleotide messenger RNA. RefSeq lists its product as uncharacterized. The record is from RefSeq and is a predicted model, not a curated record. The transcript has a single exon. The coding region runs from base 1 to 615 and encodes 204 amino acids. NCBI's taxonomy places the organism in Eukaryota, Fungi, Ascomycota, Eurotiomycetes, Eurotiales, Aspergillaceae.